Molecule: messenger RNA, 636 nt
Organism: Chenopodium quinoa (quinoa)
Lineage: Eukaryota; Viridiplantae; Streptophyta; Magnoliopsida; Caryophyllales; Amaranthaceae
Exons: 1
Coding region: 1-636 (211 amino acids)
Molecular function (GO): nucleic acid binding; RNA-DNA hybrid ribonuclease activity
Source: RefSeq, a predicted model, not a curated record
AUGGAUAGUCAACUUAGCUCAAUUCGACCUAAGGUUCAUGCCCCAAAAGUCUAUCAAGGAAUCCGAGUCUCUGAUUUCUUGGUAGACUUCCCAAUUGAAGAAUCUACACCGAUACAAGAAAAUGACUUUCCAGAUGAGGAGUUAACGGUCACUGUGGAUGAUACGUGGACAUUAUACUUUGAUGGUACAUCCAACCAUAAAGGAUGUGGCGUAGGAGUCUUACUAGUAUCGCCUAAAGAAGAGCAUGUCCUAAUCUCUAUAAAGCAUGACUUCGACGUCACCAACAAUGCUGCAGAGUAUGAAGCAUGUGUGGUAGGCCUCGAAAUAGCCUUGGCAUUGGGAGUCAAGAAACUUCGAAUAUUCGGAGAUUCAUCUAUUAUCAUCAACCAGAUUUCCAAAAGAUGGAUGGUGAGGAGUGAAAGCCUAGAUCCAUAUCAAACCUAUUUGGAAACCCUUACUGAUCAACUUGAAAAAGUAGAGUACACAAACCUACCAAGAGAAGAAAACCAAUUUGCUGAUACCUUGGAAAGACUAGCCUCAAUGGUUAGAAUUCCUAAGGAAAUUGAGCAAAUGUCUUUGACAAUAGAGAAAAGGCAUAAGCCUGCUUAUAUUCAAGCUAUUGGGGAUGAAGAAUAA